Molecule: messenger RNA, 1843 nt
Organism: Hydra vulgaris (swiftwater hydra)
Lineage: Eukaryota; Metazoa; Cnidaria; Hydrozoa; Anthoathecata; Hydridae
Product: serine/threonine-protein kinase Chk1
Biological process (GO): protein phosphorylation; DNA damage checkpoint signaling
Cellular component (GO): cytoplasm
Molecular function (GO): ATP binding; protein serine/threonine kinase activity
Source: RefSeq, a predicted model, not a curated record
UCUUAUAGAUAAUAAUAAUAUGGCAGGUACAGUAUUUGAGCCAUUUGUUGAAGGUUGGGAUUUUGUUGAGACACUUGGAGAAGGUGCUUAUGGAGAGGUUCGACUUGCAAUAAAUAGAAAAACACAAGAAGCAGUUGCAGUGAAAAUAGUUAAUGCUGAUAAAUUAGCAGGAAACAAGGACUGUCUUAAGAAAGAGGUUUGCAUUCAUAAAAUGCUGCAACAUUCUCAUAUUAUAAAGUUUUAUGGUCAACGCACAGAAAAAGAUAGAGUAUAUUUGUUCCUUGAAUAUGCAGCAGGUGGUGAGCUGUUUGAUAGAAUAGAACCGGAUGUUGGAAUGCCCAUUCCACAAGCAUGUAGAUAUUUCAAGCAGCUUAUAAAUGGGCUAGAGUAUAUUCAUUCCAAAGGAGUAACUCAUCGUGAUAUCAAGCCUGAAAAUAUUCUCCUGGAUGUGGAUGGCAAUUUAAAAAUUACAGAUUUUGGUUUAUCUACUGUUUUCCGUUACAAAGAUGUUGAACGCCUUUUAGAAAGGUGCUGUGGGACACCACCCUAUGUUGCACCUGAAGUGUUACAGAAAAAGGAGUAUAAAGCUGAACCUGCAGAUAUUUGGUCAUGUGGUAUAGUCCUUACAGCUAUGCUUGCCGGAGAAUUGCCAUGGGAUGAACCAAUAGAAAGUUGUAAAGAAUAUCUUGACUGGUCACACUCAAAGCUAAUCCACACACCAUGGAACAAAUUAAAUACUACUUCUAUUGGUUUUUUAAAGAAAUUACUGCAUCCUGUUCCAUCGAAAAGAUAUACUAUAGCUGAAAUUAAAAAAGAUAAAUGGUUUAAUGGAAAUUACGGAUCAUUGAAAACUAAAAGCCCACUUAAUGGUCUUACGAACUUCGAAACUUCGUCACUUAAAAAGCAUUGUUCAAGUGAUCGAUCUGUUUCAACAUCAGUUAAUAGUAAGUUAGUCAGCAAUUUCUCCUCUUCUCAACCCAUCCCAUCAUGCACUUCUUCAGAUUAUGAACUUCAAGAGAUUAGGGAAGAACAGCAAGGCAUUUGGUAUUCUCAACCAGUUAAUAUUGAGGAUAUGUUACUUAGUCAAAUAUCUCUAACACCUGGUUCUUCACAGAACCCAAUGGCACAUCUUGCAAAGCGCAUGACUCGUUUUAAUCUUUCCUUAACUUUGGAUGAAGCUGUUAAGAAGUUAUCGUCAACACUCAAGGAACUUUCUUUCCAAUAUAAAAUUGUAUCGCUUAAUCAGAUUCGAAUUACAAGCCACGACAGAAGAAAACAUACCUUAACUUACUUAACAAACCUCAUAGAAAUUAAUCAGCGUCCGCUACUUGUUGAUUUUAGGUUAUCCAAGGGUGAUGGUUUGGAAUUCAAAAGACAAUUCAAAACCAUUAAAGGAUUACUCUGUCAAUACGUUGUUUAGAUAUAUGACUUUUUGCAGAGGUUUUGAUUAUACUUAGCUGUAGAUUACUAAAAUGAGCUAAUAUAUCUUAGAAAAUAGUUCCAUUGGAUCUGGAACGGAAAUCUGUUGUAAAUAGAACUUUGUUUGAUAACUGUCCGGUGUCCCUUGGAUGCUUUUUUUGUAGAAAAAUAAACAAACAGUAGGUUUUGACCCUAAAUUUAAGCAUUUCUUGAUUAUAAUGCAAAAUAAAUGGCUAUUAAAUUAUCAAGAUGGGAACAAUGAAGUUGGGAACAAUGCUACUUUAUUAAUGUAUUAUAACACUUUUGUUAUGUGGAAAUUUUUGAAGUGAAAUUUGUAUAAAACGGUGUCAUGAUUUUGAUUAAAACAAAAAAAGUUUGUAAAACUGUGUUCUUAUUUUUGAAAUAUAUUUACUCUGUUUGAAAA